Molecule: messenger RNA, 1407 nt
Organism: Aspergillus pseudonomiae
Lineage: Eukaryota; Fungi; Ascomycota; Eurotiomycetes; Eurotiales; Aspergillaceae
Product: phosphoesterase family-domain-containing protein
Exons: 6
Coding region: 1-1407 (468 amino acids)
Biological process (GO): phospholipid catabolic process
Molecular function (GO): hydrolase activity, acting on ester bonds
Source: RefSeq, a predicted model, not a curated record
AUGCAAUGGACUUGGUUGAUCCUAGCACUAGCAACAGUUACUUCAGCUCUACCUCAUGAAGCCCACAAAGAUGUCUGGGGCCGGCUUCGGUCAAACAUCAAACAUGUAGUCUACUUGAUGAUGGAAAACCAUUCCUUUUCCAACAUCGCCGGAUAUUGGGACUUUCAUCCAGAUAUUGACAACCUACGCAAUAGGAAAUACUGCAACGAAUACACUAACCCCAACUGGACAGUUUGGGACGAGCCUCUUGAUAUAUGCGCCGGGCCCUAUGAGACGGAAGUGCCAUUGGAAGAUCCGGAUCACGAGUUCGCCGGGGUGACAUAUCAAAUCUACCGGAAAUGGAAUGCAACAAAUGACGAUGUCCCUAACAUCGGGGGCUUUAUCGAACGCCAGUCAGAGAAAUACCAUGCGACCCCAGGAGAGUCGGCGUUUGUCAUCAAGGCUUAUGAUGAGAAGAAAUCCUCGACUCUUGCUGAGAUUGCCCAGAAUUUCGCGUUUUGGGAUUCCUAUUUUGCGGAACACCCUGGACCUACCAACCCGAACCGUCAAUUUGCUACCUCAGGCUCGACCUGUGGAUACGUGGACAAUACAGACCAAGCCGCCGGGUUCUUCAACAACGUAACCGGCACUACUUGUGCGACUUCAAUCUUCGAAUCGCUUAGCAACAAGAAUAUCAGUUGGAAAAAUUACUAUGAAACCGAUAUUAUUGAUGGGUGGAUGUACAAGUGGGUCCAAGACAAUGCGAUAGACAAUUUGGCCCACGCCAGUGACUUCUACCGUGAUCUGGAGGAAGGCACAUUGCCAGCAUUUUCUUAUAUCAACCCUGAAUGUUGCAGCAUAGAUUCGAUGCACCCGAAGAGCAACAUGGCAGCGGGUGAGCAAAUGAUCAAGCACCUGUACGAUGCAGUUCGGAGAUCCAAAUAUUGGGAUAAUGUUUUGAUCAUCAUCAACUUCGACGAGCACGGAGGCUUUGCGGACUAUGUGCCGCCGCCCGUCAACGUUCCGCAGCCUGAAGAUGGCAUCGGGUUCGAUGGAGAAUCAGAAGGCCGCCCCGUUAAGUAUGACUUCACUCGUCUUGGAGUGCGCGUUCCUGCGUUCAUUAUCUCGCCAUAUAUCGAACCGAACACCCUCAUCCACAACGACGGCACCAUGUACGCCAACAACUCCGCGUACACCCACACAUCCAUGCUGCACUUCCUGCAGGAGCUCUGGGAACUGGAGGGCCUCAAUAAUCGCGUGCAGUGGGCCAAGACCUUCGAGCAUGUCUUCUCCAACACCAAGCGCGAGGACACGCCAGAGACUCUCCGCAAACCUGUAUGGUACGGCGAUAGUUGGGAGCCAAAGCCCGAGCCGUUCUACCUGUUGAAUCAGGACGAGAGCUACUACGCGAACCGGCCAUGGUCAUGA